AUGGAAGGAUUCGACGACGAGAAUCCUUUUGAGACAGUUUCUUCUCAGUCAUCUUCUACUGCUCAAAUCGACGUGUCCGAACCGUCUACACCUCCUCCAAAUACUGCGAACCAGUUCUCGCCCAAAUCACCUAACAGGCGGUUUCCAUCCCAUGGCUCUCAUAGGCAACCUCAGUCCAACUCCAAGACCGAGUUCUGUUGUGAGCGUGAUAGAGCGCUGCAUUCUGGAGAGGAAAUUGAAAUCUUGAUUGUUGACGCACUGAAGACGAGUGCUGGUUCUGCUUCACCUUAUAUCACCUAUAUAAUCAAAACAGGGAUUGUACAAGCAAGCCAUCGUUACUCGGAAUUUGAGUCCCUAAGGCAAAGUCUAGUAAAGCUCUAUCCGACUCUCAUUGUUCCUCCAAUACCGUCGAAACAAACCAUUGGAGAUUAUGCGGUCAAGCAGGGCAAGGCCAAAGAGGAUGCGGCUAUGAUAGCUCGGAGAAAGCGAAUGCUUCAAACAUUCCUGAACCGACUAGCAAGACAUCCUAUUUUAUCCAAUGAGCAUGUGUUCCAUCGGUUUUUGGAUGGCGAAGUGUCAUGGACCGAAGUUCUCAAUUCUCCACCUAUAACGCUCCUUCCAAAGAAUAUCUUGAAAGCCCCGUCCCACAACCCGACCGAUCAGAAUGCCUCCCAGUUCUACGCAGCUUUGCCAAACCCCUCUGCCGCUCAUCCAUUAAGACAGCCAGAUCAAAGGUUCCUCGAUUCUGAAGCCUUCACUAAUAAGUUCGCGGUCCAUCUUAGUGGGCCUAUGGAGAAAGUCACACGGAGAACCGUGAAGAGGUGGUCAGAUUAUGCCCAAGACCACUCAGAGUUGGGUGCUGCCUUGAAUGGUUUCAGUCUCAAUGAAAAUGGAUCGCUGUCGGGAGCCAUAGAGAAGACCGGCCAGGCGGUGGAUGCUACGUUCAUGUCCACAACUAAGCUCCUUCAAGAAUUAGAGCAAAACUGGGCGGAGCCUCUCCAAGAAUACUCCCAGUUUUCGUCCAUUAUCAAGAAGCUGCUUGCCUAUCGUCAUCAGAAACACGUUCAGUUUGAGAUGACGCAGGACGCCCUGGAGACCAAACGCGAGCAGAUUGAAGAAUUGGAGAAGAGCGAACGAGAAGCUCAGCGUCUGGAAGAGGCAUUGGGUCGGGGCGGCCUCAGCAGAAGUACACCGGCCGUAUCCCCAAACGAAGACAGUGAAGAAACAGAGAAUAGCGACGGCAACGAGCAGGUAUCACACAGUGCACCACCUUCGUCUGUGGUGCCUCCUCAUCCCGGUCCCAAUCCUGCACGACGGCGGACUCGGGCGCCGGGCAUGGGAUUCCUCAAUGCACUUAGUUAUACUUUGCACGGUAUGAUGGAUGUGGAUCCCGAAACAGCCAGACGGAAUGGGAUAUCCAAAACCAGGGAACAAAUAUCACAGCUUGAGGACGCGUUGCAUCUAGCGGAACAGGACCUCAGAUAUUCAGCGUCGACAAUACAAGUAGAUCUGGAUCGCUUCCAGAGACAGAAAGUGGCUGAUAUCAGAGAAAUGGCGAUUAGCAUGGCAAGGAGUCAUAGGGAUUGGUGCAAGAAGAAUCUCGAGGCAUGGGAAGAAGCCAGGAAAGAAAUAGAGAAAAUCCCGGAGCAUCCCAACAGGUUACCUGCCGCUGCCCAGGACGCGAAAGUACGCAGGGACUCCACUGCCACUAUCGGUGGUCGUUGA
This is a messenger RNA of Marasmius oreades (fairy-ring Marasmius), 1725 nucleotides long. RefSeq lists its product as uncharacterized. The coding region runs from base 1 to 1725 and encodes 574 amino acids. Gene Ontology annotation, molecular function: phosphatidylinositol binding. The record is from RefSeq and is a predicted model, not a curated record. Gene Ontology annotation, biological process: retrograde transport, endosome to Golgi. The transcript is spliced from 8 exons. NCBI's taxonomy places the organism in Eukaryota, Fungi, Basidiomycota, Agaricomycetes, Agaricales, Marasmiaceae.